GAUUUUUUUGAGAGUUGAGAGAGAACAGUGAAGGCGCCUAAACUUUGUUCCUCAAUACAAAUACAAGGCGAAAUGUUUCAUUCAUGAAUCAUCUGGGUCUGUUCCCAAUUUUGAAAUGGAAGGGUCACCGGCUUGCCCGAGUGUUGAGAAGCAGCUUCCGUCGAUUCAGGACGACGCUAAUGCAUGGUGUUUUUUAAAUUAAUAUUUUCUCCAUUUCGAGCUUCGUGAAUUUCUAUCCGUUUCUCUGUUUCUGAUUGCUUUUUGGUUGAAACCCAAUCUGAUUUUGUGGUAGUUCAAAGCACGAGGCCUUUGGAAUGUGAACUUGAAUCUCGUUUUGUCUGUAUGUUUCUGGGUAUUUAAGGUGUUUGUGAAAAUGCCGCUGAGGGAAUUGUUCUUGGAAAAGACGUUUUUUGUUUUGAAAAACACGGCUGUUUGAUUGUACUCUUGUGGAAAGUAUUUGGGUUUUUUUGGGGAGGGAAAAUGGAAAAGGGUUACAUCUAUGGGCUAAAGAGUAUGGAGGAAGAUGAGGAGCUAAAAAUGGUGUCUUCUUUGCCUUCAAUUCCUCAGCCUCGAACUCCACGAGAGCCUAUGGAGUUCUUGGCAAGGACUUGGAGUCUCUCGGCUUCUGAGAUUACAAAAGCCCUUGCUCAAAAGCAGAAGCCACUUCACAUUGAAAGGAGCCGCAUCACAGUUCCCGAGGCUAUUGUUGCCCCACCACUCCCAGGAAAGAUUGUGAGUGCUUGGAGGGUAGGAUCAUUUGGAAAAUGGUUUAACUUUCCUCACAAAGAGGCUGGUAAUAGUAUUGUCAAAAAGAAGGACAGGGCAAGAAUUGAAAAUGCUAGAGUUCAUUCUGCUUUAUCUGUGACAGCACUUGCUGCCGCCUUGGCUGCCGUGGCCGCAGCAGAGAAGUCUGAUUCCAAAAUGGGCAUGGCUCUGGCCUCAGCUACUGAGAUUUUGGCAUCACAUUGCAUAGAGAUGGCUGAAUUCUCUGGCGCUGACCAUGAGCAGGUCAGUUCGGUUAUCAGCUCAGCAGUUGAUGUCGAGAGCCCUGGCGACCUCAUGACCUUAACAGCUGCGGCUGCCACAGCUUUGCGAGGAGAAGCCGCUUUCAGAUCCAGAUUACUGAAGGAAGGCCGAAAAAUAGCUUCUGUGAGUCCUUAUGAUAGGAUAAUGGCUCAGAAUCAUUGGGCUACCGCUUUUAGUAGCCAUAUGGAGGAGCAGGAGCUUCCCUGUGUGGGUGAAUUGCUGCAGUUUACACGGAAAGGAACCCUGCGAUGGAAGGAAGUAUCUGUCUACAUCAACAAGAAAUCUCAGGUUGUAGCAUCGAUUAAAAGCAAGCACGUUGGAGGGACUUUUUCCAAGAAAAACAAAUGUGUUGUUUACGGGCUCUGCGACGAAACAUCUUCAUGGCCAUACGUAAGAAAGAGAGACAUAUUGAACGAGGUCUAUUUCGGCUUGAAAACCGCGCAAGGUCUUCUAGAGUUCAAGUGCAAGAACAAGAUCCAUAAACAGAGCUGGGUUCAAGGGAUUCAAAGCCUUCUUCAUCGAGUUAACUGCAUCGAAACAACGAGAUCAUUACAGAUUUUGAGUUUUAAUGAGAGUAUAUAAAUCACUUGUUCAUUUGGUACACGCACAUAUGUACA
Cucurbita moschata (crookneck pumpkin) is the source of this 1643-nucleotide messenger RNA. Its product is annotated as VAN3-binding protein-like. Gene Ontology annotation, biological process: auxin-activated signaling pathway; phloem or xylem histogenesis; leaf vascular tissue pattern formation. Lineage: Eukaryota; Viridiplantae; Streptophyta; Magnoliopsida; Cucurbitales; Cucurbitaceae. The coding region runs from base 481 to 1608 and encodes 375 amino acids. The record is from RefSeq and is a predicted model, not a curated record. The transcript is spliced from 6 exons.